ACAGCUUGAGGAAAUUGACGACGGCAGGCCUGGUGGGUAGUAGGCUGUAUAAAGGCUCAAAAAUCUGCAAGCUGAUCUUCAGCUACUGCUUUUGGUUCUUCACUGCUACAUCCCAGAGCAGAAGACCUCAGAACAGAAUUUUUUAACCUGCUCUGCUGUGGACAUUGUGCACUUCUUGCUGAAAGACAUGCACUGUUUUUUGGUCUUCACUCUACUUCUGGUACCCACACAUGCUGAACCUACUUGGAGCACCAAAUAUGCAGUAGAUUGCCCAGAGUCCUGUGACAGCAGUGAAUGCAAAAGCCCGCUGCACUGUAAGCGGACGGUGCUGGAUGACUGCGGCUGCUGCAGGGUCUGUGCUGCAGCCUUAGGGGAGACUUGCUACCGGACUGUUGCAGGUAUGGACGGUGUGAAAUGCGGCCCUGGACUGAAGUGCCAGUUUUUUUCCGAAGAGGAUGAUUUUGGUGAUGAGUUUGGUAUCUGCAAAGAGUGUCCAUAUGGUACCUAUGGAUUAGAAUGCCGAAGAACAUGCAACUGCCAGUCUGGCAUAUGUGACACAGUAACUGGGAAGUGUUUAAAGUUUUCAUUUUUUCAACUGGCUGCAUCAAAACCUCCCAACAGGCAACAAUUAAUUCCACAUGCAGAAAAUGAUAUGGGAUCUGGUGAUGGCAAUUCUGUAAAAGAGGAUUUUGUCAAAGAAAAAGCAAUUCGCUCUCCAAUAGUGAAAUGGCUAAAUCCUCGCUGAUAUUAGCCUAUAUGGGUAGGAAUUUCAAACAGAUGUGCUUUCUUCAGGUUUAUAACGAAUGUUCUACAAUCCACUCCAGCAAAGGAAACGGCAAUGUGUAAAAAAUAAACAAAUCAAUCUGUAUUUCUGCAGGAAAAGAGUGAACUUUCAGUAUAAGACUAUGUACAGUGUAUAUGCUUUUUAGAACAUGUCUUGAUGAUCAUUUGAAUACUAAAGUGCAUUAUGAACGGUUGAAUGUAAACUUUAAAAACCAAGAAUCAUCUCAAUUUUGCAAGCUCUACACAAAAUAUUUAUUUUAAAAAAUGGGGAAAGUAUCAUGAUAGAAAUCAGCAAAAUUUAGGAGCUGUAAAUUUUAUAUCCUUGGCUAACCCCAGCAAUACAUUAAUAAUAUGCAGAACUGAUUAGUGUAAUAAAAGGGAUGAAAAACAGUCUUAAUUUUGAAGAUGAUCAAGGCCUACUUGAUCCCUUUUUUCACCCUCCCUGUAACCAGACUUCAUCUGGGUGCAAGUGCUGAGAAACACAUGCCAUUGUGCAAACACAUGCACAGUCCUAUGGGAACUCAGUGGGGCUUAUUUUUGUGUAAACUGCAUGGCCACAAUCCAACACACAGCUAAACUCACAGGCAGUUGUCCUGGGCGCCCUUCCCCUGGAGUUAAGUGCUGCUAUGUUCAAUGUUCCAUUACUCUCUGCUGGCAAGUGGGCAUAGCUUUGCUACCUUUACCCAACUGAAAAGAUGUCAGUGUUCUUAAGCACACUUCAUUCUGUGUUGGACUGUGGCCUAAAGUGGCAAUCCUGUUCACUGUUGGGCUACUUAAAUCCCAUCAUUUUCAAUGGGAUUUAAACUGCUUGUGUGCAGGAUUGCAGGGCAUCCUUUUACACAGAAAACGCCAUCAAGAAACAGUAACACUCAUCUCAAAUGUAACAAAUCCAGGCAGGGUUGAGGCAGUUGAUUCAUCUGCAGUUGAUUCAUCUGCAAAGCAUAUUGUACAGUAGGGCCCCGCUUUACGGCGUUCCAUUUUCCGGCGUUCUGCUGAUGCGGCAGCUUUCAAUUAGGGGAAAUUACCCGUUUUAAAGCUGAUUUUACACUUUUGCUGCAUUUUGCAGCAUUUUCGUGUCAUUUUCGUGCGGUGCGACCCAUUAUAGUCAAUGGGUUCCGCUUUACGGCGAUUUCCGCUUUACGGCGUGGGCCUGGUCUCUAACCCGCCAUAUAAGCAGGGCCCUACUGUAUUGCUACUGAUUAUGUAUAAACAUUAUAACAAAUAUUGUAGAUAGCACAUGAUUCUAUCCAGGGAAACAGAAAGAAGCCGGAAUUAAAAUGAACCUUUGCAGGAGGUGGGAGCAAUUAUAAGAGGAAACUUUGGUAGCAUCGAUGUAAAGAAACAGAUAAAUGGGGGGGAGGGUAGAACAGUGGUGUUUGUUUUAUGGCAUAUUAUGUCCUAGAAACAUGAGGCUGGAUUUUGUACAAUCAUCACUCUAAAUCAGAGCUUGGAAAAGUUACUUUUUUGAACUACAACUCCCAUCAGCCCAAU
Messenger RNA from Rhineura floridana, 2274 nucleotides. It is a transcript of the gene ESM1, whose product is annotated as endothelial cell specific molecule 1. The transcript has 3 exons. The record is from RefSeq and is a predicted model, not a curated record. Bases 188 to 745 code for a protein of 185 amino acids. Gene Ontology annotation, cellular component: extracellular region. NCBI's taxonomy places the organism in Eukaryota, Metazoa, Chordata, Lepidosauria, Squamata, Rhineuridae.